UUUCAUUGAUAUCUCUUGCCGAGAGCACAGGAUAACAAACUUUAUGAAAUUCUUAAAAACAGUGUAAUUCAUUCGAUAUGUAUUGUUAUCAAAGGAGAAGGAGGUGGUAUCAACAAAGAAAUGAGCGUUUUCUUCAAUCAAUUAAAAGAUAUGGCGAGAGGGGCUCUGGCUUUCGUCCACGAGGUGAAGUUCAGGACUUCCAGCAGAUUCGAGAGAGGUGCCUGAGCACUGGCACUCUCUUUGAGGAUCCGGAUUUUCCAGCCAUCGACUCUUCCAUUUUCUUCAGCCGCAUCUGCCCUGCAGGAAUAAAAUGGAAGAGGCCAUCGGAGCUGUGCGAUGAGCCACGACUCUUUGUGGAAGGUGCUACAAGGUUCGACGUCGUUCAAGGUGAACUCGGUGAUUGCUGGCUGCUUGCUGCUGUAGCGAACUUAACGUUGAACGAUGCCCUUUUCUACAGAGUCGUACCCGACGACCAAUCUUUUGUCAAAGAUUACGCCGGAGUUUUUCACUUUCGUUUCUGGCAGUACGGCCGAUGGGUGGACAUUGUGGUGGACGACCGAUUACCCACAUGUGGUGGCCGCCUGGUUUUCAUGCACUCGAAGCACAACAAUGAGUUCUGGAGUGCGCUCUUAGAAAAGGCCUACGCUAAACUGCAUGGUAGUUACGAAGCCUUGAAGGGUGGAACUGCCUGCGAAGCGAUGGAGGACUUCACCGGCGGUGUAACAGAAGUCUACGAAUUAAACAAAGCACCCCCAAAUUUCUAUCGUAUUCUUCUAAAGGCCUUUGAAAGGUGGUCUCUCAUGAGUUGUUCCAUUGAGCCGGAUCCUGACGUACUUGAAAUGGAGAUGCCAAAUGGGUUGAUAAAAGGGCACGCAUACAGUAUUACAAAAGUUAAGCUGGUGGAAGUACAGACACCAAGAGUACGAGGCAAAAUCCCUUUGUUGCGAGUCAGAAACCCUUGGGGAAAUGAAUGCGAGUGGAGAGGUGCCUGGAGCGACCGAUCUCAAGAGUGGUCGCUUAUCAGCCCAGAGGAAAAGGAAGAGCUGGGGUUAAGGUUUGAUGCAGAUGGUGAAUUUUGGAUCUCAUUUAAAGACUUCAUGGAUAAUUUCCACCGAGUGGAGAUUUGCAACUUGAAUCCGGAUUCCUUGGAUGACGAGCCACUCACAAAGCAUUCGAAGAAAAAGUGGGAGAUGAGCAUGUACGAGGGAUCAUGGGUCAAGAACUGUACAGCAGGCGGAUGCAGGAAUUUUAUAGAGACAUUCUGGAUGAAUCCUCAGUUCCGUAUCGUCCUGGAGGAUGUCGAUGAAGACGACGAUGAUGACCUAUGCACAGUCAUCAUUGCUCUCAUGCAAAAGAACCGUCGCUGCAAGAGGCAGAUGGGUCAAGAAUGUUUAACGAUCGGAUUCGCCGUCUAUUCGCUUAAAAAUCCUGAAAAGUUGCCUAAGCCUCUGCCGAAACAGUUUUUCCAAUACAAUGCAUCCGUUGCGAGGUCGAACACAUUCAUCAAUUUACGAGAAGUCAGUUGCCGAUUCAAGCUUCCACCGGGGACCUACUGCAUCAUUCCCUCCACAUUCGAUUCUGGAGAAGAAGGAGAUUUCAUUCUCAGGGUCUUCGCGGAAAAAAAGAACGUCAUGACGGAAUACGAUGAAGAUAUUGGCAUUACUAAACCGGAUGACGAAACGGAAAAGUUUGCGGGAGAUAUCACAACGUAUCCUGUUCCAUUUUCUGUUCAAGUGCAAGAAACAGAAGAAGAAAAAAGCAAGGAUCAGGAAGUCAAAGAUUUCUUUGCCAGCAUCUCUGGUGAAGAUUUAGAAGUCGACUGCUACGAAUUGCAAGAAAUCUUGGAUUUUGCUUUGAAGAAAGCAUCAUUGGAUUUAGAGUUUACAUUCGACGGCUUUUCGCUGGACGUCUGCAGGAGCAUGGUGGCCAUGAUGGAUGUCGACAGGUCUGGUAAACUAGGAUUAGAAGAAUUCAAGAAUCUGUGGGCUGAUAUCAGAACCUGGAAGAACGUGUUUAAGAAGUACGAUAUUGAUCACUCAGGAUCACUGAACACGAUUGAACUCAGAGCUGCUUUACAUUCAGCAGGAUACCGUCUGAACUUCCAUGUUUUACGAGCAUUAGUUCUUCGUUAUGGUAAACGUGGAAAAAUCAACUUUGAUGACUUUAUUAUGUGUGCUGUCAAACUAAAGACCAUGAUAGAAACCUUCCAAGAAAGGGAUCCUCGCAGAACAUUGAAGGCCACCUUUACUCUAGAUGAGUGGGUUGAAAAGACUAUGUACAGUUGAAGAUAAUGAAACCUUAAUCAAGAUCCAGAAGCAUUUUGCAUUCUUCCCUUUACAUUUAAGAGCUUCCUGUUUGAAUUCAGUAUUUGUGUCACCAAAGUUCUGUAAAUUUUGUUUUUUUUUUCUAUUAUACAUGUGCUAAUGAAUUAUUCCAUGAUGAUAAUUUCAAUGUAAAUAUUUCAAAAUAUUCAUCUUAGUCUCUCAAGUGUUUUUAAGUACCUAAAAUUCUUCCACAUCAUGUACAAUCAAUGAGUUCCAUUGAUUUUGACUUCUAGGUGUAUAGUGUAUGUAUAAACCUAUAUUUAAGGUUAAAUUUAAAAUGAAAGGAUUGAGGCACAAGAAAUAUUUAUUCGAACAUUAAUUUUUGUAUUAGUUAAAUCUGAUUAAAUGUAUUUUUACCUUGAAUUUUUAUAUAAUGAUUGGUAUACAGAUUCAAUACUUAUUCUGCUUAAAUGUACAAUAAAACUCAACUAGUAUUAUAUCUAACGAAUUAUGUUUUUUAAAGUACAAAAUGAUAUGUGAUUUAAAAUAGUAAUGUGAAUAAUUAUGAAUAUGCUGCUAAUAGGUAUUUAUUUACUGGCCAACUAAUUUGUAAUCAGAUAUCUAUAGAAAAGCAGUGACAUAUUUUGAAAUAUUUUAAUGCAUUUAUGUAUUAUUUCACUAAAAAAAAUUGCGUAUUCAUCUUAUUCCAUCCAGACCUGGAAGAAGCUUUAAAUACGUAUUAGUGCCUUUAUCAUUCUAAUAAAUAUCAUAAAAUUUAUCAUUCUAUUUCUUUACCAUAUAGCAGUUCUAAAUUGUAGGGUGAUAUUUUUAGGCUUUCCUUUAUUAAUGUAUAUUUUAUUUUAUAUACAUAUGUAUAAUUGGAUUAAAUAUAUAUACUAAUGUUU
This is a messenger RNA of Stegodyphus dumicola, 3169 nucleotides long. Its product is annotated as calpain-B-like. Gene Ontology annotation, cellular component: cytoplasm. Gene Ontology annotation, biological process: proteolysis. NCBI's taxonomy places the organism in Eukaryota, Metazoa, Arthropoda, Arachnida, Araneae, Eresidae. The record is from RefSeq and is a predicted model, not a curated record. Gene Ontology annotation, molecular function: calcium-dependent cysteine-type endopeptidase activity; calcium ion binding.